Molecule: messenger RNA, 1488 nt
Organism: Saccharomycopsis crataegensis
Lineage: Eukaryota; Fungi; Ascomycota; Saccharomycetes; Ascoideales; Saccharomycopsidaceae
Gene: IES2
Product: Ies2p
Exons: 1
Coding region: 1-1488 (495 amino acids)
Biological process (GO): chromatin remodeling
Cellular component (GO): Ino80 complex
Source: RefSeq, a predicted model, not a curated record
AUGAGCUAUAACAGUGAUUCGGAUUUGUCUUCGAUAGACAGUGAAGAUAUGAAUAAUAAAAGUUCAGCCCUUCCAAGUGAUGCUAAUAUGAAUGGCGACGAGGAGUCUGAAGCUGAAGGGCUAGAGAGUCAAUACAGUCAGGAAAGUGAAGAUGUUGAGGCAGUAGGAGAUAAUAUUGAUGAUGAUGAUGAUGAUGAUGAUGAAGAAGAAGAAGAAGAAGAAGAAGAAGAAGAAGAAGAAGAUGUUGGUUUUGCUAAUCGAGACGAGGAUGGUGAGGAGGGUGAAGAUGAAGAAGAAGAAUAUGAUGAUGAGGAGGUAGAUUAUGAUGAUGAAGAACAGGAACAACAACCACGAGGACAGGCUCCAGAUAAUGCUGAUGCUUAUGACGAGGAAGUUGAGGAUGUGGAUGUGGAGGAGGAAGAAGAAGGGGAGGAGGAAGAAGAAGAAGAAGAAGAAGAAGAAGAAGAAGAAGAAGAGGAAGAGGAAGAGGAAGAGGAAGAUGAAGAGUAUCCUGCCUAUGAGGAUUACGAAGAUGCAGUUCCGCCUAUAGUAGACGAUGACGAUGAUGACCUUGCACUCCCCAACCCUGAUGACGAUGUGGUGAUUGGUGAUGAUUACGAGAGUGAUGAAGACCAUAUUCCUAGGGUGAAAAAAACUUCAGGUAUUAAAUUGAGAUUUAACAUGUCAAAGAAAGCUAACAAAAUGUUGGAUAGUGAAGAUGAAUAUUCAUCAUCCAGCUUAUCAGUUACAUCAAGGAAACGUAUGUCAGACAAAAAAAGGAGUGUUAGAAGUGUAGCUGCUGCAAAAAGACAUCUUGAACCGGAGCUGACAGAAACCUCGAGAUCUAAGAGGUCCAGAAUGCAAGUAGUUAACUACAAGGAAUAUGACGAUCAAGAAAUUGAUAGUAUAAAUAGCAAGGAUGAAGAGGACUAUGAAGAUGAUGAUGAAAUAUUAGGACUUGAUAAGGAAAUUCUUGGUGGAGACGAUGGGUUUGACAAUUAUUCAUCAAGUACUCCAGAUUUAACAAGAAUGACUGAAAGACAGCGGCGCAAAUACUUGGAGGAAAACAUAGAAAGUGAUGAUUCUAAAUCGGUUUCUGAAUUUCCAACUAGUGUCAACGACACUCAGAAAUUUUCUACUGGCCGAGUUGGUGGCGGGUUUGUGGCUCUUUCCAAUGAUAUCAAAAAGAAAAAUGUUUUGACCGAAGAAGAACAGCAGCUUAGGAGAAUGGAAAUGGCCAGAAGAAGAAAAAAUUUGAAUGAAAAGAAAUUGGAAGAAGAAAAAAGAGACACUUUAAAUAAAUUAUUGAAAAAAAGAGCUAAAAAAGUUAGAAGCACCAAAAGUUUGAAAGACGACGAAGAAGCAGAACAAGAAAAAUUUCGGACAAAACCUAGAAGACCAACGACUCAUCAUGUUGCAUUAUUUAGAUGGGUUAGCAGCAGCAAUGGUAUGAAAUUAGGCAUUCCAAAAAGAAGCGUUGGAUAUUAG